ACCGUGCAGACUGUCAGGUCGUGGCUGGUACCUGCGCCCUCAGGGCUGGCUGGCUGGGGGGGACACAUAAUACGUCGCGCCUGGAGUCAACAUCGGCUGCGGUGCCCACUGAAAGAUUUGGUUGAUGUCCGCCUGGAGCCUUGCAGUGUCUGCAAUGGAAGACACUGUCAUGCAGAUUCGAGUGUCAUCUGCAAAGGAAGACACGGUGCUGUGGCUGACAUCCUUGUCUAUGUCAGAUAUGAGAAUGAAGAACAAGAUGGGAGCGAGUACUGUGCCUUGUGGAACAGAGCUUUUCACCGUGCCUGCCUCGGACUUUACUCUGUCAUCUUGACUAGGAACGUGCAGCUGCAGUACCAAAAAGAUCAUGUGUAGGCCAAUAGUAGAGCAUGUAUAUGAUAGCACCACUCUCACAGAGCUCACCCUAGCACUAGCAGUGUUAUCUGCACGUAACCAUCAUAUGUUGUCAUAAAGCUCAUGAAAGUAGUAGAAAUGCAAAAAAAUACAGUGCCAACACUGUGUCUUAAAGUACAAACAUUGUCAAAUACGUGUAUUAUACAGUGUCAAUACUUGUGAUCUUAGAGGUCAUCACAACAUCCAGAAUACCAUAUAGACUCCCUCAGUCUGUGUAUAUCUGUUUACCUGAUAUAUGUUCAUUCCUCUAAUUCAUACUGCUGUACAGUACAUACUUUCUGUCAUUGCAGCAAAAGCUAAACUUGUGUAUGAGAAGUAGUUCACUAUAAGUGUCAACAUAAGUUUGCUACAACAGAUGACCAACACCCAAGCACCUACUUCCUGCUAGUAAACAGAGGACCAGAUAUGAGGAGAUUUGAUCAUAUGUUCACUAGUGCAAAAAUGAACUCAGAUCCUAAGGGAGUGAGCUGAAUGAGCAUUCAGUGAGCAGCGAGCCGAUGUGCUAUAGCAGGUAAACAGCCUCCUAAAUUUAAUACAAUAAUUUAAGUAAUUUUACAUUUCAGUGAUUGCAGUGAGUAUUAGUUUGUUUCUCCACAAAUAAGAUGCACGUCUGUCUCGCUCUCAGCAGACAGAGGAUCAAGCCUCUGCCACAUCCUGUGCUGAAUGACCCACAUGGGUUUGGUGCUUAGUAUGAAUUAACAUUCCAUUUUCCAUUAUCAUAUCUUCACUCUCUUCCUGUUAUCAUGUCUUCACACUCUCCUUCCAUCUCACUGUUAAUCACAUUCCAACACCUGCUUACUCAACUCCAGUAUAUUUAUUUAAAUUAAUCAUAUCUUUUCAAAGGUAUUUUAGCCUCUUCCAGUGUUUAUUCUGCAGUGUGUCACUUUAUAAGACAUGAAUAAUACAAUCAUAUAAUUUACCAAGCUGUUUACCCUAUCAUUGCUAUAAAAAUGUGAAUAUUUGAGAUGUGAUUUCCUUUAUAUCGACUUUAUUAUUUACAUCACAUCUCAUUUUUAAACAUAACUAAAUUUGGUUUACCUUCGUAAAUAUUUGAUGCACAAAUUAUUUUUAUACUUGAAAGCGUGUGCCAAACCCACAUGGGUUGUAAUAUCAUUACCCGAUGUAAAAGGUAAGAGCAGUCUUUGCAGUUAAGUAUAAUGAGAGUUUCCACCAUUAAGAAAUUAUGUCGAAUGUCCUCUAGUAAUAGUUAGGAAAGAAUAUUAUAGAAUAUUACCGAGGAGAAACCAUGAGAAGGUUUCAUGGUCUUCAAAUGUAUUUAUUUUUAAUUUAGUAGUAUAUAGUGGGUGUGUACAAGAGAAAAUAAAUACAAUAUUAGUGUUCAGUGAGCCCCCAAAAAUUUGAAAAAAUUCUCCUUGUUUAAUAGAAGUUUGUUUCAACAUGAUAUAUUGUUUAUAUAGAAAUGUGUGACACACAUCACACAAAAAUCAUAAAAUUUUAGAAUGCAACUUUUGACAUUAAACCAAAUUAUCAGUUCUUCCAAGAGCACUUCUUUUGAAUUUAUUUAUAAGACAAAACUGUAUUGGGGUUCAGAGUUGAUAAAUUAUUAAGAAAAAAUCUAGUUAUGGAAAAAAAUUAAGGAUAUAUAUGGAAAAAGAACAUUGUCAGUGUUCAGUAUGUUCAAUAAAGUUAAAAAAGAUUCUGCUCCAAAAACAGAAAUGGGAACUCAUAGAAAACAAAAACCAUAUCAGUGUUCAAUGUGUUUAAGAGAUUUUAAACUAAAAUGUAAUUUAGUAACACAUAUGAGAGUUCACACAGGAGAAAAACCAUAUCAGUGUUCAGAAUGUUUAAAAGACUUUUCACAUAAAUCAACUUUAGUUACACACAUGAGAAUGCACACAGGAGAGAAACCUUACCAGUGUUCUGUGUGUCUAAAAGCCUUUACAACAAAAUCUCAUUUAAUAAAACACAAAAGAACUCACACUGGAGAGAAACCAUACAAGUGCACUAAGUGCCUAAAAGCUUUUUCACGGAAACCAUCUUUAACAGAGCACUUGGGCAUUCAUAGUGAAAGAACAUUUCAGUGCUUAGAGUGCCCAGAAAACUUUGUACGAAAAUCUAACCUAAUAACACACAUGAGAAUUCACACAGGAGAGAAACCUUACCAGUGUCCUGUGUGUCUGAAGAACUUUUCCCAUAAAUCUAGUUUAGUAACACAUUUGCGACUUCAUAGAAGAGAAAAACCUUACCGGUGUUCAGUGUGUUUAAAAGACUUCAUCCGCAAAUCUAAUUUACUCACACACAUGAGAAUUCACACUGGAGAAAAACCAUAUCGUUGUCCAGAAUGUUCAAAAGGGUUUUCACUAAAAGCUACUUUAGUAAGACACCAAGAAAUUCACAGUGAUAAAAGAUCACAUCGGUGCAGAGAAUGUCUAAAAUACUUCCUGCGAAAAUCUCACUUAGACAGACACAUGGUCAUUCAUACAGGAGAGAGAGAAUUUCAGUGUUCUAUAUGCUUAAAAUGCUUCUCUCUUAAAUAUCAUUUAGUGAUACACAUGAGGAUUCACACAGGAGAGAAAACCUUCCGGUGCUCAGAGUGCCAAAAAGACUUUUCAGAUAAAUCUAAUUUAAUCAAGCAUAUUAGAACACACACAGGAGAAAAGCCGUAUCCUUGCUCGGUGUGCCUUAAAAAAUUCUCGUUAAAAUCGACUCUAGUAACGCACAUGAGCAUUCACUCAGGAGAGAAACCGCACCAUUGUCCACAGUGUCAGAGGAACUUCACGCGAAAAUCUUAUUUAGUAAAACAUUUGAGAAUUCACACAAAAGAGAAACAACAGGAUGUCUAACAGCUAAUUUGGAUGCAACAGAUCUGUUAAUGCAGGUGAAAACUCAUAGAAGAAAUGAAUGUUUAGUUUGUUCACCAUCUAAAGAAGUCUCAUUAAAAUAUAUUCUGGUAAAAAGUAGGGAGAUAAACCUAUCAUGAUCUGGUGUUAUAACUUAUUGAUAAACCUAUCAUGAUCUGGUGUUAUAACUUAUUGAUAAACCUAUCAUGAUCCGGUGAUAUAACUAAUUGAUAAACCUAUCAUGAUCUGGUGUUAUAACUUAUUGAUAAACCUAUCAUGAUCUGGCAUUAUAACUUAUUGAUAAACCUAUCAUGAUCUGGCAUUAUAACUUAUUGAUAAACCUAUCAUGAUCUGGCAUUAUAACUUAUUGAUAAACCUAUCAUGAUCUGGUGUUAUAACUUAUUGAUAAACCUAUCAUGAUC
Messenger RNA from Cherax quadricarinatus, 3634 nucleotides. The record is from RefSeq and is a predicted model, not a curated record. Lineage: Eukaryota; Metazoa; Arthropoda; Malacostraca; Decapoda; Parastacidae.